Messenger RNA from Nestor notabilis (Kea), 743 nucleotides. RefSeq names its product signal peptidase complex subunit 3 homolog (S. cerevisiae) (gene SPCS3). The record is from RefSeq and is a predicted model, not a curated record. The annotation marks the transcript as partial. Gene Ontology annotation, cellular component: signal peptidase complex; membrane. NCBI's taxonomy places the organism in Eukaryota, Metazoa, Chordata, Aves, Psittaciformes, Psittacidae. Gene Ontology annotation, biological process: protein targeting to ER. The transcript is spliced from 4 exons.
AAAAAAUCUAGAAGAUUUCACUGGACCUAGAGAAAGAAGUGAUCUGGGAUUUGUCACGUUUGACAUUACUGCAGAUCUGCAGAGUAUAUUUGACUGGAAUGUUAAACAAUUGUUUCUAUAUUUGUCUGCAGAAUAUUCAACGAAAAACAAUGCUCUAAAUCAGGUGGUGCUUUGGGACAAGGUCAUGUUGAGAGGAGAUAAUCCAAAGCUGUUCUUAAAAGAUAUGAAGUCAAAGUACUUUUUUUUUGAUGAUGGAAAUGGUCUCAAGGGUAACAGGAACGUCACUUUGACUCUCUCCUGGAAUGUUGUACCAAAUGCUGGCAUUCUACCUCUUGUAACAGGAUCAGGACAUGUGUCUGUACCUUUCCCAGAUACCUAUGAAACAACAAAAAGUUAUUAAAUUAUAGUACUGAAUCCUAAGCAAGAUAUUUUUAUAAUUGUAUAUUGUGAAUAAAUUUUAUUGCGGUUUCUUCUCAUACCCCAUGCAACCCUUCAGUGAAAGGUACCUAAUUUCCUCAGGCCUAACAGCAUAGGAAAAGGAAAUGAAAGUUCAGCGUUGUUUUUUGUUUGUUUUGUUUUGUUUGUUUUGUUUUUUAAUAAAACAUUGAAGCUGAAACUUAAGGGUAAGGUAAAUUGCAGAGUAAUGGUUUUGGGGGGAAACUGAGGAACUGGUUUUUUUUUUUUCUCCUGGCCAUUUGGGUAUUGACCUCCUUUUCUUUUAAAUAAACAUUUUUAAACCAGAA